Molecule: messenger RNA, 2623 nt
Organism: Cladocopium goreaui
Lineage: Eukaryota; Dinophyceae; Suessiales; Symbiodiniaceae
Source: the annotation of a GenBank genome assembly
AUGCACUUUACAAUCCGUGGGGCACCAAGCAGCCUGGUCCCUAGCUGCACCGGGACAGCUUCAUGCCUGCUCCUCUACACAGAGACCUUGAGGUCUCGCGAAGUCUGGGGCUUCCAAGCCGAAAUGCACAGGUCCUUGCGUCCUUGGGCUGCAUUGGGUCAUGUCACGGUAUGGAUGCAGCAAUUUUUGGCCCUUGCGGCGAUUCACCUUGCAGCCGGCGGAAAAAGCCCUGCGGACAUCAAAGCGCGAGUCGAAGAAGGUCAGGGUGUGCCAUUCUUUGACGAGCGCUUCAGCUGCCGCGAGGAUGGAGGGGCCUGGACGGCCUUCCGCGAACUCGUUGAGUAUGGACGACUGCGAGUCUUUGAUCCGGAGGAAGGGGAAGAAUUGGCGAAAGAACUGCUUCUGUCGAUGGCGGACCGCACUUCCAACAUAUCUUUGAUUUUGCAAUGCAAUGUUGGAGUGAUUGCUGGGUACCACUUACUGGCCAGACGAUAUGUCGCAGCUGGGGAUGACUGGAGGGCGUAUCGCUUGCUUCAGCUGGCAUUGAUCUAUGUUUUUACCUUGAGAAACGCCUUGAGAGUGCCAGUGGAUGCUGCGAGAGAUUGGGCCACUCGCACGGACCUCAUUGUGUCCGAGAUUAAGAUCCUCAAGGAGCGAUUGCAGCAGGAGCAGCAACGGCGGUAUCUUCGGUUGCCACACGUUGAUCCGAGUCUGCGCAUUGAAACAAUGCGUAUUGCUGUUGUCUCCAUUUGUGCGUAUCCUCCAGAACACCCUUUGGUGUUGCGAAAUAUCACUCCAGAAAAUCGACGUAGUUACGGAAGGUUGCACGGCUAUGAUGUGCACGUGCACUAUGAUCAUCCUAUGCCAGAGAAAGGAGUGCACAUUCAACAUUCCAAAUUGCAGCUCGUUGCAGACUACCUACGUUCUGGUCUCUACGAUUGGGUCGCAUGGUUCGAUUGUGAUUCCAUCAUCACAAAUUUGAACCGAACAUUGGACUCGAUCAUCUUCAAAUAUGCCAGACGCGAUGCCAGGUUCACGUCGGAGCGAAAAACAACCAGCAACUCAUCAGGGUAUGACACCUUUGGAGGACAUGAUGCAGGGACAGAGCCUUUGGAAGAUGAAGUGCUGGAGUCAUUUGUGGGCCACGUUGGGAGCUGCAACAGUGACGAUGGCUGCUUUCUGUCAACAACUGUCAGGGUGAACCCUCAAGCGCACUAUGUGGCAACUCUGCGGGUGGCACAGAUUGAUAUGGCGGAGGAUAGUGAGAGGCUUUCGUUCGUGACCAUCGGGGGUCAAGACAUGGGUGAGUGCAACCCAAAGCCUGACAGUGACUACGAUUGUCGGCUGCAUCACUGCUUCACAGUAGAAGUGCCCGAAGAAGCUGUUGCCACUGGCAGAGUCACACUGGAAGCAAGAGCUGUUCGCACCAACAACGACUGUCAUUGCAGCCGCAUCCAUGGCAUUUGCUAUUCGGCUGCGAUCGCUGCGUUGGAGGAAGCAGCCGAAGGUGAAAAGGUAACAGAUCCCCGCUACGGAGCCUUCUUGGUGCUCACCUUGACGCCCGUCGCUGCAAAUUCCUCGAGGCAACCUGAGCCUGCAGAGAUUGAGCCGAAUCAAGAAGAGGCCGAGACAGGUGUCGGCUGUAGCUGUCAACAGCCGCCUAUGACAUGCAGCAGGGCCCCCUUUGACUUGAGUAUGUGGCCUAUGUCUGAAGGGGCCCAGCCAGCUGCAUUGCGGAGACGUGGUGCCGAAUGUGCUGACCCUGACGUUCUACUUGGAAUCUCGGUUUCGCUCCCGCUCUGUUUGCAGCUGUGUCGAGAAGUACCCGGCUGUCGCUUUGUAGCCUAUGGGGUCGGAAGGAAGCGAGGACGAUGUCACUGGGAAGUUGGUGAUUGCCUCGAAUUUGAGGAUGACUUCUACAUGGUCUACGACGUGGCACCCACCUUGGCUGCUUCUCCUGCCUCCCGCACGGCCCACCUGGGAUGCUCCACACGUUGUGCGUUGGUGGCGGAGGAGGAGAACAACCUUCCAGAGCAAGGUGUUGACCUUUUGAUCACUGAAGAAGGAUGGGGGCUCAGUUCGGCCAAUUGGCUGAUUCGCGCCAGUGAUUGGAGCAUUGACUUCCUGGAGCGUGCCUUCCUUCUGUGCCACGCUGACAUGCCUCUCUUUGGAGAUCAGGAUGCCAUGAUUCAUUUGUUGCUCAACCCGGGCUCUUUAUCCUUCGACGCUGGUGAUUCUUUGGAUCCCCAUGCUGUGAUCGUUCCGCAGCGGGAGUUGAACGCCUAUGAUGCGCUCAAUGCUCACUUCAUGGGUUGCGAUGCUUUUGAGGAGGGCGACCUCUUGGUGACAUUUCCUGGCUGCAAAGACCCAGCCGCAUGCAACCCUCUGUUCGAGCUGGCGGCAGCAUACUCCAACGGUUCCUUUUCUUUGGAGCACGAGACUGCGCGCUCGGCUGCGAGCAUUCGACUCUUUGGGCCUCUGGAGCUGGCCGCAGAACUCUACCGUGCAUCACGGCGCUGAUGGCUGUGGCCGCGCCGCUGGCCAUGGCAAGCCAAAAGAUGGCUGGAAAGAUCCCAAGCAUAGACUUUGUGGCAGUUUCUUGCAGAGAUUCACUUGAUUCACA